GCGGCAGUCUCGGGGACGACGCCGUCGCCGCCACGUGGGGAGUGAAUUUGAAUCAGCCGCCACUGAUUCUGCUAUUCCGUUGUGUCGAUGCAAUCGUUCGCAGUGGUAUUCACUCGGUACUCCUCUCGAACGAGACUCAUUGCAUGAGUACUCUGUAAGAGCGACUGAAAUAAUAUCGAAAGUCAAUAAAAAGGACACGAAGAGAGCAGAUAUUUGGCUACAUCUUGAAAGAAAGCAUCAUAGUUAACGAUACCGAAGAGUGGAUUGCAAUAAAGCUCCGUGAUCGAGCCGAAAGAAAAGUGUCCGUGAGGAAUAAACGGGAAAGGUAAAUACGUUAAUUCAGUAGUGCGGAAAGAGAAAAACAGAAUCAUUUUCAGCGCGCAACGAGACAAAAUAGACACAACUGUUACUUGUGAUAAAAAAUAUUUCUUCGGAAAAGCAUUUUACUUUGAAAUAUCAUCAUUAUUAAUAAAAUAUCGAUGAAAGGGGAAAGAAUAUACUCGAAUGACUAGCAUUCGAAAAAUUACACAAAGAUGGAUUCAGUAGUGAACACGAGUUUGUGCAGUUACAACUGUCAUCGUGAUAUACAUGUCGCAUAAUCGCAUGUCACCGUCACGCGCGACGUUUCUCUUCAGCUGUCAAGUUCUCUCGAAUAACAGUUUCCUCCGUUCCUCGUGACAGAAUUGGCGGAUCUAGAACAGGCAUCAACUACUGUCCGAACAGUUAUCAAACAGACCGCUUAAACAUCGCAGAGAGAUAUUAUAAGAAACCGGAGAUCAUAACUCUCGUCUCUGAUGAAAUCGGAGCAACUUGACGCAGCAUCACGUACAUUCCUGAUACGCGCUCCGGACGACGACUAGAGCCGCAACAAGCCCUACGUCGAGAGGCGACAACGGGAGCUACAAAGGAGGCGGCAGAGAAGGAGAAUAGGAGGAGAGGGAGAGGAGGGAAAAAAUCAAGAAGGAAGUAGCAAGUGUCACGGCGGGGAUCUUCUUGUCAGUGAGUGGUGGACUGUGGCGCGGAUCGUCGUGAGGCAUCGCGCGCGUGUGUGACAAGGAUCCCCCUCGCGGGGGACGAGAGACGCGCAGACGACAACGGAGCAGAAGAGGAAGGGGCAAGCAGGUCGGCAAGCACGCGCGGCCGAGACUCGCGCUCGAUACGGCACGCGCGCGAUUCGACCCGAUCGUCGUUUCCGAUCGCCACCGGCCGGCACCUGGUCCGGAAGAGGACCUUGUGACCUUGCGGGCCCGACCUUGGAAAUUGGCGCCACCAUCGGUGCAAAGUAUCCACGACGCGAAACUUACGAGCGAUUACCGUAAAGAACGCGCAAGUGUUCGAAGGGAUAAAGAGGCGAUUUUUAAUCAAUCUAUUUAAUCGCUGCAGCGACUUUGUUCUUCAUUUUUCCGGGGGCGAAGAAGAGCCAGUGAUCCAACUAUCUGUCACGCCGAUGGAAUGAUUCAAUAUGCCUAGAUCGUCACUGGUGAUCUUUGUCGCGUUGUGCGCGACAUGCAGCCGCGCGGACUUUUUCGGCGAGAAAAAGGAACUAGUAUACGAUUUAAUGGAGGCGUCGGUAUCGUCAACGGACGAUAACAAUCUUUAUAUAGAUGACGGUCUGGACGGAUUCCCGGCGUUUGGCUUCCGACCCGGAUCCGAAGUGAAGCAACCGCACAGAUUGUACCUCCCGGAAAAGUUGCCAGCCGAGUUCACUUUAGUGGCCACAUUUAAGCCGACCUCUUUCCGAACGAGCUACCUCUUUGCCGUCCUUAAUCCCUUCGAAACCGUCGUCCAAUUGGGCAUUAGAAUUUCGGAUGGACCUGGCUCGAACCAGAACAUCUCGUUGGUCUAUACGAACUCGGACGAGCACUCUCACUCGGAGGAGGUGGCGAAAUUUACCGUGCCGAAGCUUACGAAAAAGUGGUCGAAGAUCGUCAUUAAAGUUUCCACGACCGAUGUCACCUUCUACCUCAAUUGCCACGAGAUGUCCCGACAGAGGGUCACCAGAAUCCCUCAGGAAUUAGUAUUCGACACUGCCAGUACGCUCUACAUCGCACAAGCUGGACCCCACAUUCAGGAACGAUACGACGGUUUGCUGCAAUCUUUGAAGCUAUACUCCGGCCAUCCACCAGAUCUUGUAAAAUGCACUGCUGACUUUGACUUUUCAGACGAAGAGCGCGGCUCUGGUGAUUACGAUUCCGACUUGUUCGAUGGUUCUGGCAGCAAUGAUUUGACUAAGAUCAGUCGGGAUGCGGACGAAGACAAAAGCGAGGAGAGUAACCCGCCGCCAUUCAUCACGCCUCCACCUCCGAAUCCAGAUUAUAAAGGACCCAAAGGCGAAAAGGGCGACAAAGGCGACAAAGGGGAGAGCGUCAGAGGUCCUCCUGGACCUCCGGGCCCACCUGGUCGCGAUGAGGAUUGGCUAAUGAAGAUACCACAGGGACCACCUGGUCAGAAAGGAGAUCCUGGCACUUGCAUCUGUAAUGCUACGGCCUUAAUGUCUUCUUUUACGAUGCCAAAGAUGAUACAAGGACCGAAGGGUGAGCCAGGAGUGUCGGGACAAGAGGGCAAGCAAGGCUUGAUGGGUCUCACGGGUGUGGCAGGACAGCCAGGGGAAAGAGGCUUGCCCGGUCCGUUCGGAGCGAAAGGUGACAAGGGUGAUAUUGGAAUACAGGGUCCGGAAGGUCCCCAAGGUCAAAAGGGCGAACCGGGUCGCGAUGGAAUUCCUGGCGAAAAGGGCGCACAGGGUCCGCCGGGACCGCCUGGGAAAGGAGAAUUUUCUAGCUAUGACCCUAGUUGGAAACCUCGAAAUAUUUACAGGACGGAAGGAGGUAUCACAAUGAGGCCAGGACUCCCAGGACAGAAGGGUGAACCAGGCAUCUCAGGAAACCCCGGUCCUAAAGGCGAGGCUGGAAUACCAGGGUCUAAGGGUAUCAAGGGCGAGCCAGGGCACAAGGGUGCCAAGGGUGACCACGGGAAGGACGGUCCCAAAGGAAUUCAAGGUUUCAAGGGUGAACCAGGCGCAGCUGGCGCGCCAGGUCUGCCUGGUGCACCCGGCGAGAAUGGACGGCCGGCGGAGAAGGGCGAUAAGGGCGAUACAGGACCUGAAGGCAAACCAGGACCUCCAGGACCACCCGGUCCACCUGGUGCAAAUGGUCCCGGUGGGAUAAAUGUAGGGGAUCUAGGAUUCGGCACAAAGGGCGACAAAGGAGAGACUGGAGCGCGCGGAUAUAAGGGCGAUAAGGGCACGAAGGGCGAGAAAGGCGAUAAGGGCGAUGCCGGCCCAGCUGGUAUUCCUGGAAUAAAUGGUAUUCAAGGACCUCAAGGAGAUAAAGGCGAACCUGGCAAGGACGGGAUAUCAGGAUUACCCGGCAUACCUGGUUCUAAGGGCGAGAGAGGAGAAAGAGGUCCUCCUGGAGCCACUACUGUUGCUAAUUCCGGCGACUAUAUCACUAUCAAAGGCGAGAAAGGCGCCGAAGGAAAACGGGGCAGGAGAGGACGACCUGGAUCGCCCGGCCCUGUGGGUCCUCCCGGAAAACCAGGAACUAUGGGAGAGAUCGGUCUACCAGGAUGGAUGAAUACGAUGAAGGGUCGUCCUGGGACACCUGGAAUUCCAGGAAGUAUCGGACCAAUGGGACCCAAGGGAGAAAAGGGGGAGCCCGGCGCACCGAGCCCUUACGGUGUUUCCGUCGGUAUCAAAGGCGAUAAAGGAAAUGAUGGUUUUCCCGGAAUUCCUGGUCAACCAGGAAGAGAGGGCCAAAGAGGACCUCCAGGACCACCUGGACCUCCUGGACCGCCGUCCCAAGGAAAAUACAUCCCCGUUCCAGGACCUCCAGGUCCUCCCGGACCUCCUGGUCCGCCUGGAUUAUCCUUAAUUGGACAGAAAGGCGAACCCGGAAUCGGUAGAAGCCACGUUUUCGGUGAAAGGGAUUAUUACGGCUCUAGACAAGGACCUAGAAGUAGUCUGGAUGAAUUGAAAGCUCUACGUGAACUCAAGCAAUUGAAAGAAUUAAAAGAGCAGUUAGGAGGUGUCACUGCCGCUACAAGGGGGCCUUUAGAAAGUACAACGAAAAUUGUGCCAGGAGCUGUUACAUUCCAAAAUACAGAAGCCAUGACAAAAAUGUCUAGUGUUAGUCCAGUUGGAACUCUGGCUUACAUCAUAGACGAACAAGCAUUGUUAGUUAGAGUUAACAACGGAUGGCAAUACAUAGCACUUGGAUCACUUUUACCCAUUACAACACCAGCACCGCCAACCACGGCACCACCACCAGCGAAUCCUCCCUUCGAAGCAUCGAACUUGAUUAAUCAGAUACCCGUGAAAGCCGAUGGAACAGGGUGGUAUCCGCGAAUGUUGAGAAUGGCUGCAUUGAAUGAGCCAUUUACCGGAGACAUGCAUGGUAUACGAGGAGCAGAUUAUGCUUGCUAUCGACAAGCAAAGCGAGCAGGGUUGAGAGGUACAUUCCGCGCUUUUCUUAGUUCUCGAGUUCAGAACGUCGAUAGUAUCGUCAGAUUAGGAGAUCGAGAUCUUCCUAUAGUUAACAUAAAGGGCGACGUCCUAUUCAACUCUUGGAAAGAGAUGUUCAAUGGAAACGGGGCAUACUUUUCUCAGAAUCCCAGAAUCUACAGUUUCAACGGGAAGAACAUUCUUACAGACUUUGCAUGGCCCGAGAAAAUCGCGUGGCAUGGCUCUCACAAGCUUGGGGAUCGCGCGAUGGACACUUAUUGCGACGCCUGGCACUCGAGCAGCUCGGAUCGCUACGGAUUGGGCUCGCCGUUGACUGGCGGUCGGCUGCUGGAACAAGUGCGAUAUUCGUGCGACAAUAAAUUCGCGCUUCUCUGCAUCGAGGUGACGAGCGAGAUGGGGAGGAGACGGCGGAGUGUCGACAGCCAGCCGGAGGACGACGAUGUCGAGAUGACGGAAAACGAUUAUGUGGAAUACUUGGAGGAACUCAUGCAAUACUGAACACACAUACACACACACACACACACACACACACACACACACACACACACUCUUUCUCUUGAUUAUCUCACCCUCUUGUCACACUUGCCGUCAUAUCGAUAUACAUAUCGCGAAAUAAUAACGUACGAGCAGCAACGCGCCUCAUCUUGUUCCCAAGAUUCUAUCUUCGAGAUUCUAAAGGUAUAAUUAUACUUAUACUUCCAUCGCGAGCACACUAAUCAUUCGCUUCAGCCACGUUCUCAGUUCUUUCUUCUCUCAAUCUUUCUUAAAAAUAAAAAGAAGACUGAUCGUCUAGAUACUCAUUCGUCAGUGUUUCGUCGUUAUCGAGUAUUCCUAUCGGGUGCUCAAUCUUCUAUCAGUCAUUACCGAGAGUCGAUCGUUCGGACAUCUCUUUGUAAAGCCGUCGCAGUUCAACGUUCGUUAAGCGUAUCCCUUCAUCACAAUAUAAAUAUCCAAAAAUAUUUAUAGAUCGUCAUGUCAACGACGUGACAUGACUCGGACAUAUGCGUGCACGAUUCGUUCAGGCCCGCGUUAAGCGUUAAAGAAAACGACUGUCUAGUUCUACUUCUUCUUAUUACGCUAUACACACACACACAUACACACACACACACACACACACACACACACACACACACGUCAGGGGACUUGACACAAUCACCAAUUUUUAAUUAUUCAAAAGUCAGAAAAUUCAGACGAAUAAUUUUUAGGAUUCGAUAAUCCGUAUCAUUGCAAACACUUAUCAAAGAUCGAGGAUUUGAAUUCGAAAGAGUAUUAACUUUAAAAAUCAAAA
Molecule: messenger RNA, 5747 nt
Organism: Camponotus floridanus (Florida carpenter ant)
Lineage: Eukaryota; Metazoa; Arthropoda; Insecta; Hymenoptera; Formicidae
Gene: Mp
Product: collagen alpha-1(XVIII) chain
Exons: 24
Coding region: 1463-4957 (1164 amino acids)
Source: RefSeq, a predicted model, not a curated record